Messenger RNA from Melampsora larici-populina 98AG31, 2035 nucleotides. RefSeq lists its product as uncharacterized. Gene Ontology annotation, cellular component: mitochondrion; cytoplasm. The transcript has 5 exons. Gene Ontology annotation, molecular function: arginine-tRNA ligase activity; ATP binding. Gene Ontology annotation, biological process: mitochondrial translation; arginyl-tRNA aminoacylation. Bases 125 to 1996 code for a protein of 623 amino acids. The record is from RefSeq and is a predicted model, not a curated record. NCBI's taxonomy places the organism in Eukaryota, Fungi, Basidiomycota, Pucciniomycetes, Pucciniales, Melampsoraceae.
UUUUACUUUGAAGACCUUCAAUCGAGUCAAAUUCAUUCCAUUCAGCUCAUCAACUUGGAUUUCUCUAACCUAUAAACCUCUUCAUCGUCAUAGUCUUCCGCCUCACCUUUUCUUCAAUAGACACAUGUCGACCUCCGGGACUUCGAAAACCACCUCCGACCUACCCCUCUUCGCGUCUUUGUCACCUCUACCAAUCCUUGAUGGUUCAGAACCAGGUCGAAUUGCUUUGGAUGCAUUUCGAACUGCAGUAGCCGUUCAAGUGGCUGGAAUUCUAGGACUUCCAACUUCAUCACCAGGUGAAUUAGAAAAGAUUUGGGCUGGUGUCGAAUCAGGAAAGAAAGAAGGAGGUGAUCUCACUGUAGCUGUACCAAGGUUCAGGUUGAAAGGCGACCCAAAGGCAUUUGCCCUCAAAGUACAAGAAGAGUUUGUUCCCAAUGAAUGGAUCGAAUCCGCCAAAGCCAAUGGAUCUUUUAUCAAUUUUCAAAUCCGUUCCAAAACCCUUGCAAAAGUCGUCCUAUCUCAAAUCAACGAUCUUACUCAUAUCUCAAAAUCUUCAUAUGGUUCCAAUACCUCAGGUUACGAUUCUACAUUGGGUCGUAAAAAGAAGUUGAUCUUAGAAUUCUCAAGUCCCAACAUUGCUAAAAAGUUUCAUGCUGGUCAUCUUCGUAGUACUAUCAUUGGUGCUUUCCUCGGUAAUCUACACGAAGCAAAUGGUUGGGAUGUUACUAGGAUCAAUUAUCUUGGCGACUGGGGUCGUCAAUUUGGGGUCUUGGCGGUUGGUUUUGAGCGAUAUGGAUCAGAGAAUGAGCUUACUGAACAACCGAUUCAACACUUACUGGAUGUCUACACUCGAAUCAAUCGUGACAUGGAAGGUGGCGAGAAGGAAGCACUGGAACAAAAAGCUCGAGACUUUUUCAAACUCAUGGAAGAUGGCGAUUCUACUGCAGUUGCGCUUUGGAAACGGUUUAGGGACUACAGUAUCAAACAAUACGAAGCUGAUUACGCGAGAUUGAACAUCAAAUUUGAUGUCUAUAGUGGUGAAAGUCAGGUCUCAAUAGAAAGUAUGGAUUCAGCAUUAGAGAUCUUGAAACAGAAAGGCAUAGCCAUCGAAGACAAUGGUACCUUGAUUUGUGAUUUGGAUAAAUAUAAGCUUGGCCGGACUGUUAUUAGGAAGAAUGAUGGUACCAAUCUUUAUAUCACUCGUGAUAUUGGAGCAGCUAUUCAACGUUAUGAACAGUACAAGUUUGAUAAGAUGAUCUACGUCGUAGCUUCUCAACAGGACCUGCAUCUUGCACAAUUCUUCAAAGUACUCGAGCUCAUGGAGUUUGAAUGGGCAAAGCGAUUGGUUCACAUUAACUUUGGAAUGGUAGCUGGUAUGAGUACUCGAAAGGGAACUAGCGUUCAUCUCGAGGAUAUGAUGAACGAAGCUCGGAAUACUAUGCAUGAACAGAUGUUAAAGAAUGAAGACAAAUACAAGGAGAUUCCUGAUCCGAUGGGCACUGCAGACGAGGUAGGUCUCAGUGGAAUCAAAAUUCAGGACAUGGCUGGCAAACGUAUCAACGGAUACGAGUUCAAGUGGGAUCGUGUCUUAUCAUUCGAAGGUGACACGGGUCCUUAUCUUCAAUAUGCCCAUGUCAGGUUAUGUUCAGUAGAGCGAAAGGCUGGACCUGCUCAUGUUCUCCCUCAACCAGAUCAACUUGCCACCACCAUCAAUACCGAUCUCAUCUGCGAAGACCCUAAAGCCCGUGACUUAUUGAUGUUACUUGCCUGUUACCCGGAUGCCGUCAAACUAGCAUUCCUAAAACUUGAACCAUCAUCAAUCGUCACUUAUUGUUGGAAAUUAACACAUGCAGUCAGUAGUGCAUGGGAAACUUUGAUUGUCAGAGGUCAAACUCCCGAGAUGGCUUUGGCUCGACUUUGGGUUUUUCGAGCUUGUAAGGAUGUGCUAGCUAGUGCGAUGAAGUUGUUGACUUUGAACCCAUUGGAACGGAUGUAAAAAAUACCAUUUGAAAUAAAAGUUUAUAUUCGCUAUCAC